AUGAGUUUCUUGGAAAGCUAUGACUUUCUACUUACCAUUCGGCAUUUGGAAUUGGGUCAAAUUGAUAUUUGGAAAUAGAAGGAGAAUGGAUAGUUGGCAUAUUGCAAAAUAUUGCAAUCAGAUAUUUCGAAACAGGAAUUGCAUGAAAGAUCAAAUUGGGAACACGAGAAUGUAAUCGAGCUACUAGCUGCGGAGUUACACAAGCAAAACGAUAAUAGCUACAUUUCAAUAUAUUAUGAGUUUUAUGACUCCACUCUACAAGAUUAUUUAAUCAAUCAGGAAUUACCCAUUGCGGAGACUGAAAUCUGGAAUCUAUUUUAUUAGAUCUUGCAAGGAGUAAUGUUCAUCAAAUCUAAAAAUUAAACCUCAAAUCUUAGCACCACCUGCAUUUUCUAUAAUAAUGGGUAGAUUAAAAUAAUGGAGGGAGAAUCUUACAACAUGCAAUAGCAAUUAGGGUUGGCGCUCUUUGAAUUAUGCACUAGGGAAUCCUAAUACUUGAUACUGGAAGAUAACAAAACAAUAAAUAUGAAUAAUUUGAAUUACAUGAUGAAUGAAUGUAGGUACAGUAAAUUAUUAAUACAAAAAAUAUUUGACCUUGUAAAUUCAAAAGAUACAGAUUAAAUUUAAAUAAUAUAUAAUUAAUUGUCACCAUUCAAAGAUAAUAUAUUAUAACUAAAACCAUUCAAUUUUUCGAUUACUACUAACACAUCGCUCACGGAUAGAGCAAACAAAGCAAUUAGAAAUUACAAAGAAGUAUUAAAAAGAGUCAAUUACAUGUAUCAAUUAGCAUUAUGA
This is a messenger RNA of Paramecium tetraurelia, 795 nucleotides long. RefSeq lists its product as uncharacterized. Gene Ontology annotation, biological process: protein phosphorylation. The record is from RefSeq and is a predicted model, not a curated record. Gene Ontology annotation, molecular function: protein kinase activity; ATP binding. The transcript is spliced from 2 exons. NCBI's taxonomy places the organism in Eukaryota, Ciliophora, Oligohymenophorea, Peniculida, Parameciidae.